CAUCAGUGGCCCUCAGUGACGGUUGACGCUCACUCGCGGUGUCCUCCUCGUUUCUGCUGACUCGACUGCUUCGAUCACGUGCUUCAAACACUGGUGGUGCCUGGUGACAUCAUGUCAGGAGUGAAGCGCCGACCAUGCGGCCCAGUUCGUCAGCUCUCGCUGCAGACGAACUCCCCGUCGACGAACACCUUCCUGUCGGGAGGGGCCUCCCUGGCCGCUCGUCGCUGUCAGCUGCGGAAGCAGAGCUCGGAGGACAUCUGGCAUAGUGGCGUCACCCCACCUCCCUUUCAGGCUCGCUUGGACCGUCCAGGGCCCCCCCGCGGGAGGCCGCCCCCCGUUCGGAUUGCCUGGACCGAACAGCGAAGGAAAACCGAGACCACAGAGCCCAGCACCUCUAUACAUGCUCCCAAAGUUGAGGUGGAAGUGGUAGCUCGCAAAUGCGCCCUGCCGCAAGCCCGCACCCGGCCUCCGCCAAAGACGGCCUCCCAGCAGCAGCAGCUGGACAGCAGUCGGCUGCGAUUGGCCGAGCGGCUGCGUCUCGCCUGGCAGCAGAGCACCACCAACACCAACGCGCACACCACCAAUGCGGACACCACUAACGCACGCGCACGCACCAACCUCGACAUAUUCCUCGCUCACAACAAUCCCGGCUCUCCACCUCAAGUCAACCAGGUAACCACAACAAGCGAGCCAGACUACUCAACUGAAAUCGCUGCUCAAAAGUAUAUUAGUGUUGAAGGAGAACAGCAGCUAGGCAAAGUAGAGAAUCAUGGAAGAGAUGGAAUGGAAAACGGUGGAGAAGGCGAUGAGGUGAUGAGGUCAAGAUCGUUCGAAAGUAGAACGGAAGAAGGGCGAAACAAUAAUCACGAAGUUGAGGGAAAGAUGAUGAAUAACAAAGAGAAAGAAAUGAAGGAGGGGAAGUCAAUAUGCAUAUCGAUAACUGACGGAAUGGAAGAAGAUGGUAGGAGGAGGUGCAGUGUGAGUGAGUUGGAAGAUUAUGAUGAUGAUGAAGAAGAGGAGGGGGAUCGAGUUGUUGAACAGAGGUUGAAGUCUUCAAGAAAUAAGAAUGUGGUACGGGGUGUUAGCUCACUGACGUCAUCCCCAGAUUUAGUAGUUAAUAAAAAGGUGGACUCUUACCCGGGAACUCCCAGUGCCUCGAGAAGCUCAACGCCGGGAGGUCAGCCACUACCCAGACGGUUGAUGUCAGCACCUGCACAAUCCAUCUCCAAGCGACCUCUGUCUCAGCAAGAGAAAUCGUCCCCUCAGAUCUCGCAACAAGCUCGCAGGAAGUUGAAGAGUGCCCGCAGAAAACAACAGAAACCAGAAGAGGAAGACAUUUCUUCAGGCGAGGAAAACAUCGAACAAAAACCUCGCCGAAGCAGAUCGGCGAGAACGUCAGAGGUGAUCACGAUGGUAUCGCUCCUGAGCCCCGGGCAGAGUGAACAGGAGGAGGACGAGUGUGUCACCAUGGUGCUCGGUGCCACCGCUGCUGAUCAGCAGACACCACCAUGGCACCAAGAUGGCGGCACGAGUAACGGUGUCACCAAUGUCAACCUGGUGACAAGUUCACCGUUCCAAAAUGGUAGCACCGUCAACCCCAUACUGUGUAUACGGAAGCCGGUCAAAACAGUAUCAUUCCAGCAGCAGCUGGGAGCCCGCAGCUACGCUAACAACUUUCCGUCGCGACGCGGGGCGGCCAUUCUGCCUGAGGAGUCUCACAACCCGGCGCCGCCCGUCCUCAGAAGCACCAGUUUGGUUGCUGCCUCGGCUGGCGCGGCGAAAGGGGGCGCUGAUCUGGGAGCCGCCUCGCUCAAACGCAAACUGGUUAGAGCAAGCAGUUCCAAAGAGAGCACCAGUGCAGGCCUACAGCCAAUGACGUCGAAUGAAGACGAUGGAGAAAAGCCAUCAUCAACAACAAGCAACUUUACACCGCAAAUUGAAAUAGUUCUUUCACCAGCGAAAAACACAACCAAAGACAGCAGAAUUCACCUGCAAGUGAAAGAACCCAUUAAAAUGGAGAAAAGAAGUGAGAAAACUGAAGAAGAAGAGGAGGACGAGGAGGAAAAUGCUGAGAAUGAUAUUCCCGAGUUUAAAACACCAAAAGAACAGGAGUGCUGGGAUCUUUUCCGCAGAAUGGUAGAUAAGGGCAUAACUGUGUCUUUUGAAACGGUUCUAAGAGGCAUGCUAACUCCGACCGAGUACAGACUUCGCAGACAUGAACUGUUAGCUUCCUGACGUUUGACCAGCAUGGACCAGCAUGGGUCAUCAGCAACCCGAGUUAUCUCAUCAGCAACCCAAUAAGUGCCAGAGUCAGUGAAUAGUGGAACCACGAAUUGAAAAACAAUAAUUGAUUUGGAAUUAUGAUCACGAUAUCAUGAUCUGAGAUAGGUCGUUCAACAACGAUCAAGGAAACUUAAAUAUAUUUUUGUGCAAUUUGUCAAUAAAUCAUAAAUAUUUAAAAUGAUGGCUAUCGAAAUCUGAUAAUCGAAAUGAAAUAGGUCGUUCAAAAAGGAUAAAGGAGAAUGGAAUAGUUUUUGUUUUAUUUAUCAAUAAAAUAGCAAUUUCGAUUGAACCAGUUUGUCUAUUUGAACAUAUUCAAAUCGACUGAAUAUUUUGGAUUCGUUCUGUCGUCAAGAUGUUUUAUUCAUUGCUGAUGUUAAUAGAAGCUAUUCAAGGACAUAAUAAAUCAUCAAAGUUUACAUAUCUGAGUGAU
This is a messenger RNA of Nilaparvata lugens (brown planthopper), 2713 nucleotides long. RefSeq lists its product as uncharacterized. The record is from RefSeq and is a predicted model, not a curated record. Lineage: Eukaryota; Metazoa; Arthropoda; Insecta; Hemiptera; Delphacidae. The coding region runs from base 112 to 2235 and encodes 707 amino acids. The transcript has 7 exons.